Molecule: messenger RNA, 4617 nt
Organism: Cyclopterus lumpus (lumpfish)
Lineage: Eukaryota; Metazoa; Chordata; Actinopteri; Perciformes; Cyclopteridae
Gene: tlr9
Product: toll-like receptor 9
Exons: 3
Coding region: 89-3265 (1058 amino acids)
Biological process (GO): toll-like receptor signaling pathway; positive regulation of interleukin-6 production; canonical NF-kappaB signal transduction
Cellular component (GO): plasma membrane
Molecular function (GO): protein binding; pattern recognition receptor activity
Source: RefSeq, a predicted model, not a curated record
AUCCAGUUUCUAGUCACUGCAGUGACACUUAGACACUUGGCUUUAUCUUGCUCCCGAUGUGAUUGUUAAGAUACAUGCUAUACCCGUCAUGGCUAUUUUCAAAAAUGUCCUCAUCCUUUGUCAGCUUCUUCCAUUAGUGAGGACCAUAAAUACCAUAUUUUUCCCAUGUGACACUGAUUGGAAUACCACCACAGUAGACUGCUCUGACAGACCACUCAAGUGUGUCCCCUUCAUCAAGUCUACUACUGUGGUGUCCCUCAAUUUAAGUCAGACUAAGAUACAUGAAGUGGGGCAGGAUGCUUUGUCGGGGGUCCCAAACCUUCACACUCUGAAAAUAAUGGGGAAUUGUCAACCAGACCGCCUGGAAGCUCUGGAGGACCGCUCAUGCCAAAUGGAGAUCCACUAUUAUGCAUUCAAGAGCCUAUUGAAGCUUCAAUGUCUGUAUCUGUCAGGAAACAGCCUCACCUCUGUUCCCUGGUUACCUGAAAGCUUGAGGUUUCUUGACCUGCAGAAUAAUCGCAUCAUCAACAUUGACAACCCUUUAAAUACUCCACAUCUCGAAGAGCUCCUCCUCACCAAGAACUGCUUUUAUGCAAACCCUUGCAAUCAGUCCUUAAGCAUCAGCGAGAGGGUUUUCAGAGGGCUCCCAAAACUCAAAAACUUUACUUUAGGGUAUAAUAAUUUCACAGCUGUCCCAAAAGGGCUGCCACCCUCACUGGAGAGUCUGGAUUUAAGGGAGAAUACAAUCACAGAGGUCUUAGAAAGAGCAUUUGCCAACCUGACUCUCCUUAGGUAUUUGAAUUUGGAGUGGAACUGCCAGCGAUGUGACCAUGCAGCCAGACCCUGCUUUCCUUGCCCACAAAAUCUCCCUCUACGCCUAAACCCAUACUCCUUCUAUGCUAAGAACAGCUCCAUCACCUUCCUCAGUUUGAGAGGAAACUCUCUGAAAACCUUGCCAGAGGGUCUUUUCUGGCCUUUGAAGAAUUUAAAGGGAUUGGAUCUCUCUGACAACCUCCUGGCAUAUGUUAUACGUAAUGGCACCUUCUUUGCAGAGCUGAAGGGUCUCACUUGGAUUAGCCUUAUCUAUAACUAUGAACCACUGAAGACAUUUCAGGAACUGAUCCUCUCCCCACAUAUUGGCAAUAUGUCUGAUCUGCAAUGUCUUCUUCUGAGUGGUAACUUUUUCCACAAGCUUUCAAAUGAGAGUCUUAAUGUUGUGUCUAAACUACAAACUCUAACAAAACUAGAACUAAGAAUGAACUUUAUCAAUACUUGUAACUUGACAUCUCUGAAGCAGUUACCAUUUCUGAUCGAUAUUGACCUCUCCCAAAACAUGCUUAAUUUCAGUCCCUGCUGCUCGAGUUUCUCCUCUGAGAUUGUGGAACAAGAAAGCUGUCAGAACCAGAAAUUGUACACACAGAAUUUUCCUGACCCAGCCCUUAGACUAAUAGAUCGAAAAGCCACAUCUGGAAGUGAUACCUGGGAAUCCAACCAUUCAAACAGGCUGGAAUUGUUAGAGGACAAUGUGUUCCAAUCUCUAUUAGACUUUAAACACAUUUUCUGCCGUGGUAAACUGCUGUUUGACCUGUCUCAAAAUGACAUUCUGUCUAUUAACAGAAAGGUGUUUUUGGGGAUGGAAAAUGCUGUUUGUUUAGACCUUUCCUUCAAUUACAUGAGCCAGGCAUUAAAGAGUGGGCAAUUUGAAAGCAUGAAAAAAUUAGUUGUUCUCAUCUUGUCAUACAAUAGACUUGAUUUUUACUAUAAAGAUGUUUUCAGUGAGCUUAAAACCACACUGAAAGUAUUAGACGUCAGUAACAAUGAAUUUCACUUCAACAUGAAGGGCAUGGGUCAUCGUUUGGAGUUCCUUCAACAUUUGACAAACUUGGAAGUUUUAAGUCUGGCAAACAAUGGCAUUGGGAUGCGAAUAGAUCAGAGGCUUAUUAGCAGCUCUUUGAAGUACCUCUACUUCUAUGGAAAUCACCUUGACAUUAUGUGGGAUUCUGAAAACAACAAAUACACUAAUUUCUUUCAAAACCUUACACACCUCACCUACCUUGACAUCUCUAACAAUGAUCUGAGGUCAGUCUCCCCAGAAGUGCUGUGUAACCUCCCAGGAAGCAUAGAGACUCUUAGCGUCAGCAUCAAUUUUCUGAACUAUUUCCCGUGGCAAAACAUCUCGGUACUCACCAAUUUAUGUCAUUUGAAUCUUAGUCAAAACUCCCUGUUGUAUUUGCCUCAUAAAGUCAUAGAAUUUGGAGUUAAUUUUUCUCUUUUAGACCUAAGUCACAAUCGCCUCAGUCAGAUUCCUGAGGAUUUCUUCAGUAUGGCAAAAUCCUUGCACUACCUGUAUCUCAGCCACAAUCAGAUCAAAGUGUUGAACCACCAGUUUCUCCCUGCCCCCUUUAAAAAUAGUAGUGCCCUCCAGAAACUCACCCUGCAUGCCAAUCCCUUUAAAUGUGACUGUGAUACAUCUUGGUUUGCGGACUUCUUGCGUACAACUCCGGUACAGAUUCCAUAUCUCACCACACAUGUACACUGUGAUUACCCAGAGUCCCAGCAGAGCAAGAGUGUACUCUCUAUGGACCAGCGUUCCUGCCAGGACAUAUAUGGUAGCUUAGCCUUCGUCGUCUGUUCCUUCUUUGCUGUGGCGUUCACUGUUCUGCCCCUACUGAAGCAUCUCUAUGGCUGGGAUCUGUGGUAUUGCUUACAGGUACUCUGGGCGGAACAUAAAGGCUACUCCCAGCUUGCUGGUAGUGAUUUGCAUUAUCACUACGACGCCUUUGUGGUGUUUGACACCCAGAACCAAGCUGUGAGGGAUUGGGUCUACAAUGAGUUAACUGUCAAUCUGGAGAAAUCAGGUCCCAGGAGGUUUGGGCUCUGUUUGGAGGAGAGGGACUGGAUUCCUGGGCUUUCAUGUAUUGAAAAUCUACAUAAUGCUGUCCACUGCAGUGUGAAGACAGUGUUUGUGCUGUCCAGUGGUGUCACUGGUGGUGAAACAGUGAAUGGUGUGAUCCGCCAGGCAUUCUUCAUGGUCCAGCAGCGGCUUCUGGACGAGAAGGUGGAUGUAGCCAUGCUGGUUCUGUUGGAUGAGACGUUUCCCAAACUGAAGUACCUUCAGCUGAGAAAACGGUUGUGCAAAAAGUCUGUGUUGUCCUGGCCGAGAAACCCAAGGUCUCAACCCCUUUUCUGGAACCGAAUGCGAAUGUCGUUGUCCUCAGAUAACCUGAAAUUCUAUGACAACAAUAUGAGUGAAAGUUUUAUAUGACUUCCUUGCUAAUAGAGAGCACUUUGGUGAAAAAAGCCCUCGUUAAGAAUCUCUCCAUUGCAUUUUUACCCUUUUUAAUUGUGUUGCAUAUGUAAUUAUACUAGGUUGAUGUUUUUAAUAUGUAACUAUAUAUUGCUUUAGAUUAAAGGUCAUAUAUAUGGGAUUCAGAGCAUUAACAAAGUGCAAACAACUCUUUGUAAUGUAAUGAUAUAGUGGAAUUGUGGCUACUUGUGCAGAGAAUGAAGUCCCUCUCCUUCUUUGUGUGUUGUAAUCUGAGGUUCUCUGUGCUUUGUUAACAUAGCCGGGCGGCCGCAGGGCAUUUUAGCACAUUUGCGUCUCUGUUGUGCUCCACCGUUAGCUGCAGUUACCACCGUUAGCUGCAAUUAGCACCGUUAGCUGCUACCUGCCGGCGGAGCAUCACCAUGUAGAGGCAGCAGAUAGGCUCUGAAUUACGUAUUGAGUACCUUUUUUAAAAAGUAACCACUCUUCCAUGUGCUGUAAAUAUUUUACUUUGUAUGUUCUGUUUUAUAUUACAAAAUAUGAUGUUGAUUCUUUUAAUGUCUUCAGAGAGCUCGGGCUAGGUAGAGAAAUGUUGCUAUUGUUGGCUGCAAAUGUACAUUGUAUUUAGGCAUUAAUAUUGGAAAAUACAUUUGACUUGAUUUUCCUAGGGUACUUCUAUUUCAAGUAUUACAAAAAAGUAAUGCGUUUGUUUGACAAACACCCCCACCCGCAAUCUCAAAAUGUCACUUCUCUUUUGUUUGAUAUUUAAGAGGAAACAAAACUGAUAAUCAUUCCAUACAGGUCACAGAUUAUCUACAGCUGCGUCUUUUGCUACACUCACUCAUUUCUCAUGACAUUUAAAUUGUGACACAUCUGGCUACACCAAUUUUCAGGGCAAAGAAGUUUUACAAAAAGAAUACUGCAAACUCCUGACCAAAAUAAAAAUCUGUUAUAAAUGACAGAUGUACAUUGAAAACAAAAACAUGCUUUUGCACGGCCCAUCUAUUUACUAACUACGUGUGGGCUGAGAUUUGUUUAAUUUUUUGACCUGGGAAUUCCAUCUGACAAAACACUAUCACAAUUCUGAGAGUGAAACUCAAGAGUUAUUCUUGCUCAUUUCCUGGGUGAGUUAUAUUAAGUGAAUGAUCAGCUGCAGUCUCCUAACUUUCUCAAAGAGCAAUCGAAGUUGCUCAAGGUGCACAGUUUACAGAUUAUUACAGUUUGGGGCUAAAUCCAAUGGUGGUGUAAUUUUAUGUAAUUUCCUAUGUAUCAGCUUUUCAUAGCAGUUAUUAAACUUGCCUUAUGGCUUUAAAUGUGGCUACUGGUGUCUGUAAGGGUCUGGCAUGUGUGGC